GUCAGCCAUUCGCACUGUUUGGGGACAGGUUAUAGCAAAACAAACCACUUUUCUACUUUUACUUAACUAUUCCACGGUCUCAUCAUGUCGCGGGAACCAAUGGGCAAAGUGUUGCUAAGAAAUGUAAUCCGUCACACAGAUGCACAUAAUAAGAUUCAGGAGGAAUCGGAGAUGUGGAAGCUGCGGGAUAUGGAGAGACAGGCUCCAGCCCAGACUGCGUUCCACAAACGGACCCCUGCGCACAUGCACAGGGGCCACAUGCACUGUGACCGUUUUCUAGAGGAGACGUCCGUUUCGGCGCGUGACAGAACCGAUGAGCGAGAGGCGCGAUACUGGACACGCAAACUGUACGAGUUCGAGGCCAGCGACCCCGACAGGUGGGGACACAGUGGCUUUAAAGAGCUGUACCCUGAGGAGUUUGAGCUGGACAGUGAGAAGGAGGGCAGUGACGGAGAGAAUCACAGGAGGAAGAAGGGCAAGGCUGGCCUGGAGGCCGACAGACACAAGCGCUCCAAGAAGUCCUCCAGGAAGAAGAAGAAGAAGAAGAAGGAGAAGAAGAAGAGGAAGGCAGAGGAGGCGGCGGAGGAGAGGAGCGGCAGCGAGGGGGACAGCGACAGGCGGCGGAGGAGGAAAAAGAGCGGGAAAAGCAAACAUAGGAGGAAGAAGAGGGAGCGAGAGAGGGGGAGGAAGGUGGAGAGCAGCUCGGAGGACAGCGACUCCGCUGGCAGGGACCUACCCAGGAAACGGCACAGGAAGCCGGAGAGAGACGGCGAGGCCCAGGACCAGGCAGAACCACACAGGAAGAAGAGGAAGAACUGGAAGGCCACGAACGAGGAGAACUCAGAGGAGAGCUCCGAGGACUGAGCUCAGGGAAUGUUGGGCCUCCUCCUUGCCGGGGGUCCUGCGGCCCUGGCGAAAGGCUGGAGACCUGUGCGUUUGGACUCAGUGGAAGUGUCUGUGUGACUCUGUUCUGCAGGCCUUUCCGGGCCUGGUCCUCCAUGCUGCAUCAGAGGCAUGGAGGGAUUCUGCAGUUUAGGGGCUGGCUGGGACCUGGAUUCUCCUUUUCCACUGCAGUGCUGGAACCAGGCUGACCCAGCGCGGCGUGGUUACCGCUCCCCUGCAUUUCCUGCGAUCUGAAGAUCGGCGUGGUCGCCGAGCUAUGCGUGUGGCUGAGGAGGUCCUUAAAAGAUGAGGAGCUACAAAACCGUCUCUGACAAUGGCAGACAUUUAGAGGUAGAAAGAUGGAAAACAACCUCGAGCCUGAACAGGGUCAGUCUGCCUCCUGUUCCACGAUGUAAGUAAUGAGUCAGCCUGGCUCCUGCUCUGAAGUGGGAAAGGAGUGUAAUGAACCAGACUGGUUCCAGCUCUGCAGUGGGAAAGGCGUAGAAUGAACCAGCCUGGUUCCAGCUCUGCAGUGGGAAAGGCGUAGAAUGAACCAGCCUGGUUCCAGCUCUACGAUGGGAAAGGGGCCUCGGUUUCAGCGGAGAAUGGGUAACGGAUGACAGCAGGGACUCCUCUUAGGGACAUCAGGUGUACUGGGACUGUGCCACUGCAUCUUAAGCUGUGUUUCUGCUGACCCGCUUUAGCUGGAGGUGAGGUGGAGGGGUCCUGCAGCAAAUGCCUGCUUAAUCCCAGGUGCUGUAACAGUGCCCAGAAGAGUCAUGUGGAAGUGGCCAGGUUUAUCCUCCAACACAGCGCUCACUCAUUACCAGUCAGCACCACCUCGGUCACAUGUCACACUGUAGAGCAAAUAUUCACCUAUGCUUUCUGCUAGAUCCACGUAGUCAGCAUCAUUCUCAACAGUGGUUUUAAUGUGGUCUCAGUAACGCUGGGGUAGCAAAGGUUUGGAUUUAUCGCUCCGUCAUGAACUAAACUAGCAAGUUAACGUGCCGGUUUGGUAAAUGACCCCUCAUUUAUGUUACAGAAGCGAAAUGGGAAGAUGCAGGCAGAUGUAGGAAAGUAAAAAGUAAGUAAGAGUUACGGUAAUGCCAAUGGAUUGCAUUUAUAUAGCGCCUUCCAAGGGUAUCUGUUCUCUUUACAGCAGAGAUGGAGUCACCUCAGCUGCUGGCAGUGUGUAGCCGUCACCUGGGAGACGGGGCAGGCCUGUGAGAGCACACCAGUCACAGGGCAGGGCAGUGAGGCACUCACUCAUGGUCUGCACAAACCGACCAAGAACAAACUGCAUUUAAUCAUGGUGACGCUGUCUGUGUCGUUUAAAAAGUCUCCUAAAGGCUGUGAGCAGGGGGAAUCGAGCUCGGUGUGGAUGCUGACCUUGAACUGAACAUCCUCUCAGCCCAGCCUUUUGGGUAGCUUAGUCUUCUCUGGCACAUCACUGUUGAAGGCACGUGUGUGAAUAUGCAGGCAUUUUACCACACCUAUAGGGAAAUGCAUCAGGAUAAAUGUAUACAAGUCAUUGGUUUUGUAUACAGCUAAUUGGUUUUGACAUAAAGCAGCAUGCACACCAGCCCUCCAGCCAUGGAGCCUGACACUCAUACUGCUUUCAUGUCCUGGAUAGGCCUGGCCACCUGUAACAG
Messenger RNA from Megalops cyprinoides (Indo-Pacific tarpon), 2534 nucleotides. It is a transcript of the gene nkapd1, whose product is annotated as NKAP domain containing 1. Lineage: Eukaryota; Metazoa; Chordata; Actinopteri; Elopiformes; Megalopidae. The record is from RefSeq and is a predicted model, not a curated record. The coding region runs from base 85 to 864 and encodes 259 amino acids. The transcript is spliced from 6 exons.